AUGGGCAAGCGUUUGGAGCAGCACCAAAUGUACCCCCAGUACACAUAUUACUACCCCCACUACCUUCAGACCAAGCAGUCGUAUGCUCCACCCCCUCCAUCUAUGGCACCGCCCAGCCCCAGCACCACAGGAGGUGGAGGCCAGGGAGGAGGGAUGGCGGAACAGCUCAGUAAGACCAACCUGUACAUCAGAGGCCUACCACCAUUCACCACAGACCAGGAUCUCAUCAAACUCUGUCAGCCAUAUGGGAAAAUUGUUUCUACAAAGGCAAUUCUGGACAAGAACACCAAUCAGUGCAAAGGUUAUGGUUUUGUGGACUUUGACAACCCUUCAGCUGCACAGAAAGCUGUGACCUCACUUAAAGCCAGUGGAGUACAGGCACAGAUGGCGAAGCAACAAGAACAGGACCCCACCAACCUGUACAUCUCCAACUUGCCUGUGUCAAUGGAUGAGCAGGAGCUGGAGAAUAUGCUGAAACCAUUCGGUCAUGUCAUUUCAACACGGAUAUUGAGGGAUGCCAACGGACUAAGCAGAGGGGUUGGCUUUGCCAGGAUGGAGUCAACAGAGAAGUGUGAUGUGGUGAUUCAAAAUUUCAAUGGAAAAUUCUUGAAAACUCCUCCAGGAAUGACAGCCCCCGCGGAGCCGUUGCUUUGCAAGUUUGCUGACGGAGGCCAAAAGAAGAGGCAGACUCAGGUCAAAUAUUCACAGAACGGACGACCAUGGAUGCGAGAAGGAGAGAAUGGGAUGGCGCUGACAUAUGAUCCAGCCACAAUACAAAAUGGGUUCUAUUCAUCACCAUACAGCAUCUCUACCAAUCGGAUGAUUGCCCAGACGUCAAUCACACCCUUCAUUGCUGCCUCGCCUGUUUCCACAUAUCAGGUUCAGAGUACAUCUUGGAUGCCACAUCAACCUUACGUUAUGCAACCAACAGGUGCUGUGAUUGCACCGUCUGCGUCAAUAGAGCCCAGCUUGUCUCUUCACCCUUCUGGCAUCAUGGCUCCCCUUACCCAGCAGAUGAACCAUUUGUCCUUGGGAACAACCGGGACUUACAUGCCUGCUGCAGCAGCUGCUCCUAUGCAAGGAACCUACAUUCCCCAGUACACUGCAGUGCCUGCUUCUGCCAUCACAGUGGAAGGCGUGGUGACGGACUCAUCUGCACAGACAGCCACCCCUUCUUUGCAAGACAACAGUGGGCAGCAGCCUUUAUCAGUGGAUAACACAGGAGAACACGGCACUGCCUACUCUUACCAGCAGACAAAGUGUGUGGAGGCUUGUCUUUCUAUUAUGAAUUCACUGAAGUAA
Molecule: messenger RNA, 1302 nt
Organism: Nerophis lumbriciformis (worm pipefish)
Lineage: Eukaryota; Metazoa; Chordata; Actinopteri; Syngnathiformes; Syngnathidae
Source: RefSeq, a predicted model, not a curated record